AUGAGCUCAAAGACGCGUACCUUCAAGUGCGACACCUGCGGGAAGGUCUUCGGGCAAAUGGGCAACCUCAUGACGCACAGGAACAUCCACGCGGAGGUGAAGCCCUUCGGAUGCGACACCUGCGGCAAGCGCUUCAGCCAGAAGGCGAACCUCCGCCGCCAUGCCAUCCUGCACACCAACGAGAAGCCCUUCGGAUGCGGCAUCUGCAAGAAGUUCUUCGUGCAGAAGGCUCAUCUGGUGAAACACGUGGUGGUGCACAGGCAUCGGCUGGCUGCCCUGAAGAGGUCGCGGCGGAGGGAGGCGCUCCGGGUCGCGUCUUCCCUUCAGGAUAAUUCGCUCAAGUGUAAGGUGUGUGGAGAGCAGUUCACGCGCAUCGCCAAGCUAGUGGAACACCUGAAGGUUCAGCAUAUAAAAAAUGCGCCGAAAUGA
This is a messenger RNA of Penaeus vannamei (Pacific white shrimp), 429 nucleotides long. The record is from RefSeq and is a predicted model, not a curated record. Lineage: Eukaryota; Metazoa; Arthropoda; Malacostraca; Decapoda; Penaeidae.